This is a messenger RNA of Penicillium robsamsonii, 4755 nucleotides long. RefSeq names its product CORVET complex membrane-binding subunit VPS8. NCBI's taxonomy places the organism in Eukaryota, Fungi, Ascomycota, Eurotiomycetes, Eurotiales, Aspergillaceae. Gene Ontology annotation, biological process: protein targeting to vacuole; endosomal vesicle fusion. The transcript has 3 exons. Gene Ontology annotation, molecular function: protein binding. Bases 1 to 4755 code for a protein of 1584 amino acids. Gene Ontology annotation, cellular component: HOPS complex; late endosome. The record is from RefSeq and is a predicted model, not a curated record.
AUGAGCUCGAUGGCUGAGGGCAGUGAGGAUUGGUCGCGCGAGGACGAGCUUGAGCUGGGCCAGGAUGACGAUCCCCAACAACCUGACCAUGGCGCCCUCGACCAAACAUUACCUUCCCCGCAGGCACUAGCGGAGGAGGAAUUGGACACAAUAGACAAUGCGGAGGACCACGACUCCGAGAAGACAGCGGGACAGAAUGAUUUCAAAUUCCCAGAAACCCCUCCGCCGCGACACGCGGACUGGACAGCGACAAGGAGCGUGGAUGAAACAGGGUCAAACCCCGACGAUUCCCCAUCGCUACAUGGCUCUAUUUCGUCCUCCCUGAGUAGCAGUGCUCUCGCACUCCGCGGAUCUCCACGAGUCAGCCCGAACCCGGCCCGUCGCCCCUUUGACCUUCGCUUCCAGUCCCGAUUAUCCUCAUCGCCGCAAAGUGUGUCUAGAGCCGGCUCGCCAUUCCUAGCGCAUCUUCACUCCCGGCAAUCUUCAAUAACCAGCCAGGUUUCUUAUACCCCAGAGACAGAAGCCGAACCGGUCCAGGGACCUUGGGAUGUGGUGCGAUGGACAAAGUUGCGGAAGAUCACUGGGCAGGCGUUCUCGGAAAUCGGGAAGCGCAAUUUCGGACGGCCGACUUGCCUUGCAGUCUCCACAUCUAUUGUAAUAGGCACAUCCAAGGGUAUUAUUCUCGUGUUUGAUUAUCAGCAAAGCUUGAAGACUAUCAUUGGAACGGGCACACCAGCGGUUGAAUGCGGUGCUGUUACAUCUCUAGCACUUUCUGCAGAUCAUACUACCGUUGCAGGGGGCCAUGACUCGGGCGAUAUCUUCACCUGGGAGAUUUCGCGCUCAGCAAAGCCUUUCCUUCAUAUCCCGCCAAUUCUGGCCAAUCAAAUCGAGACUCGGAUAUCUGAUGGCCAUCUUUCAGGAUCGGCGGUCAUUCAUAUCGGGUUUCUUGGCACCAGACGAACCGCGCUGGUCUCGGCUGACACACGGGGCAUGUCGUUCUCACACCUAGCAACAAGAGGAAUGGGAGCAGUAGGGCGGACAGUCAAGACGACUCGAAUCCUGGGUCGAUAUCCCCAAGCAACGGCAGAGACCAAGCGGCGGAAGCCUAGCUCUGUCCUUGCUUUCUCCCCUCUGCCUCUCGGCAACGUAGAGCAGUCCACCGAUUCUUUGGGCCUCGUUGCUAUGUUGACACCCUAUCUUCUUGUUAUUGUGUCCACCACACCAGUGGCACAAACCCAACACAAAGCACCGAGACCCAAAGAAGUUCCCGCUCACAGUGCCAUGACCGGCGCCUUGGCAUGGUUUCCAGCCAUUCGACUGAAGGGCAAAGAUACACAAACUUCAAACACAAAGCUUGUCUACUGUUGGUCAAAUGUUUUGACCGUGCUUGAAAUCUCAGAGGCCGAGUCAGACGAACCUGCAGACAAAGACAAGCCGCCCAGCCUUGUCUUUAGAGCACGCAGCAGAUGGAGAGCAGAUGAAGCCAUUGUGGCUGUUCAAUGGCUCAGUCGUUCGGUACUCGCGGUGUUUACAAUAACGCAGCGGCUGCUGAUCAUCGAAGAUUAUUCUAUGCAUGUGACAGACUCGGUCGAUCUUGCCAACAGACACAUCUAUCACACUGAUCUCUUCUCGUCACAGCUUCAUUCACUAGUUGAACAGCUUGACGAAGAGGACGAGUCUAUGCACGGAGUAGUAGCAGAUGCAUUCCAUAUGAGUUUCCGCUCGUACAAAGGGCGCUUGUUCUUGCUAGGUUAUAACGAAGCCUUGGUAGGCAAUCUGUCAAAUUGGGCUGAUCGCUUGCUGGCGCUUAUGGAAGCUGGUGACUUCAUUGGUGCCAUCCGACUAGCCACCUCCUACUAUACGGGAGAGUCGGAAAAGCUGACAGUUGGGCUUCCGGAAGAGGAUGUUUUAAGACAGCCGAUUGUGCAAGAAAAGCUUUUGGAGAUGAUCUCCGCAUCCCUCAAGUAUGCUUUUGGUCGAAACUCCGAGGCAAGCAAUGACCGACUUGAGAACCAGCAGCUGGAGGAGCUAGCAGAAGUUUCUAUCGCGGCGUGUAUCUACAUGGCCGACAAAGAGUUCCUCUGGGACGAAGUCUUCAACUGGUAUGAGGAGCAAGAUUCGGCAGGCAUUUUCUUGGAUGCCCUCGAACCACGCAUCGUUGAUGGAACUCUGCGAUCACUACCUCCAACUGCAGUCAAAGCCUUGAUUAACCACUUCAUUGGAACUCACUCGGCCGGUCGCUUAGAGGAGAUCAUCUGCCUACUUGAUACUACCACAAUGGACAUCGAUCAAGUCACAACGCUGUGUAAGCAACAUAAUCUUUACGACGCCUUUAUAUACGUAUGGAACCGCUGUUUGAUGGAUUAUGUGGGACCACUGGAAGAGCUACUACAGCUUAUUCCUUCUCAAUCCGAGCGCUUGGCCAACGGUGACUACGUGGUUGAAAUGAGACGGCAGAACAAUGCCAUGAAAAUGUUCCCCUAUUUGUCAUUUAUCUUGACGGGUCGCGUCUAUCCCACCGGAGACGACAUGGACGAGGUUGAAGCCACACGAGCUAAAACAGACUUGUACCAAUUCCUCUUCUCGGGCCGUGGGACUGGCACAGUACCUGGAGAUAACAACGGGGCAGAAUCAUUCUCUCAACUUCGAGCCAUGCUCAAGUUCGAUGCUUCCAGCUUCAUGAGCAUGCUCAACGAGGCAUUCGAGGACAGUUUCCUAAAUGAGCCCGAGAGCGAGGAUGUCUCUGCGACGGGCAUGUCGAUCAAUCGACAGUACCUCAUCAGCAUUUUGCUGCAAGUCAUGGGCGACGAUUUUUUCACGCCUUUUGAUACCAUCUACCUGGAUAUGUUUGUUGCGCGCAAUCUUCCCAAAUAUCCCCAGUAUAUUCUCCUUUCCGGCACAAUCCUCCACCGGGUUCUGGUCCGUGUGUGCCAAUAUCCGGAGCAGGAAAUGGCAGACGAUUGUGAAUUGAGUGCAGAGUAUUUGCUGUCCUUUUACCACCCACCGGACAUCCAGACCAUGAUUCCUCUAUUUAAAGAGGCACGCUUUUUCCGGAUCCUCAAGUCCAGCUACCGUUUAGAGAAGCAGUAUCCCCUGUUGGUUAUGACUUACCUGGAGGAUCCGAAUGACCGCGAUGCCAUCUUCACCUGCCUGCAUGACUGCCUCCGUCCAGGCUCUGGGCUUGGCAAGAAACAGAGACGUGAUAUAGUGCACGUAGUCAAGGAACGUGCCCGGGAGAUCGCCGAAAUUGAUGUGACGCACGCUGCACAGACGAUGCAAGACUUGGCCCCUGAAACACAUUCUACUUUUUUGCAGGUUCUAGAAGAUGAUCCCCAGAAACAGUAUCAGUACUUGCUGGUUCUGGUCGAGCCACAGGCUCGAACUGCAGACACCCAAUCUCCGCCCAGCAUUGAGAACUGGAUGAUCGAGCGCUACGUGCAGCUCUUGUGCAAAUACAACCCCUCUCAUGUUGCAGACUUCGUCGACGGAUUGCGAGUUGGUGACAUCCACCUAGACAAACUGCUCCCGUACAUCGAGGAAAGCGGAGCCAUCGAUGCUGCCGUCAUUCUCCUCGCCCGACAGGGCCAAGUCCGCGAAGCUCUGGACCGUCUUAUCGCACAUUUGAGCACCCUUGAAUCCGGUCUGGUAGGCAUCCUCCAGAGCGUGCGCGAGAGCCCAGACUCAGCGACCACCGCCGAGGCCAUCGACGACCUGAUCGAAUCUCUGAACAAGUAUGCGGGUGUCGGAACAUGGCUCUGCCAGGGCCAAAGUAAGACAGCCAAGCAGUCGCGCACAGGCAGCGCCAACGGCAAACGCAACGCGCCAACCCUCGACCAGCCUCUCGCCUUCGACGAACUCCUCUGGCUCGACCACAUCGAAGCCGUGGUCCGCAUCGCGAGCAACGUCUUUGCCUUCAUACAAGGAAACAACACCCAACCAUCAACAUCCCUCGGUGAAAGCGGCCGCCUAACAACCUCUUUCCGCACCCUCGUCCAGCAAGUUUUCACAGCCCUCCUCGCAAGCACAGUAAAAAGUAGCCCAACCACAGCCGAAAGAACAGACAUGUCCUUCCUCCGCAUCCUCCGCGCAUUCCUCACCCGCGCUGCAAGCUGGUCCCCUUCCCUCCUCGAGCUGCGCGCCGUUCUAGCCUCCAUCUUUUCCGCCUACUCCUACGAGAAAUCCCUCUUAACCCUCGCAAACGGCAUGCUCGACCGCGACCUCUUCAUCCACGUCGACGAAGUCUCCCGUUUACGCCAACACGGCUGGCGACCCCGCGGCCACGUCUGCGAGAUCUGCCGCGGCCGCAUCUGGGGUCCCAGCGUUGGCGACUCCCAUUGGUCCGCAUGGGAAGUGCGACGCGCUGAAGACCAUACCCGUCGCAUCGCGAGACGUAAUGCGGAUAGCUAUAACCCGUCCGAGCGCGGGAAGGGUAAGGCUGCUGAUGUUGGAGUCGGUCAUCUGUCCCGUCUGGAUGUGGGCGUACAUGCGCAUGUCCACGCUCAUCGUGAUGGCGCUCGUGGUGGUAUGUCUGAUGCGAACGCUGGUCAUGAUCAUGAUCAUGACCACGUCGAGGCUGGAGCUAUAUCUAGCACUGCUACAGUCGCAGAUAGUAUACCAGAACCCGUUAUCGUUUUCGCCUGUCGACACCUCUACCACCGACGCUGUGUGAUGAACGCCGUCAGCGGAGCCCGACCUACUGAAACCGCGUUUCGGCGCGACCAUUUGCCCGAUCUGUUUUGCCCGGUCUGUACAUAG